CAAAUUGUUUACCGAUCAGCUGUUUCCGAAAGAGAAAAUUCUGAAAGAUCCUAAUCAUUUAUUUUAAAUUUAUAAAUAAAAUAGUAAAUUAUUUACCAUGAGUGAUCAUAGUUCAUAUGAUAAUGUGCCAAAAUCCGAGCAAACGCCACAACCGCAGGCAAACACAUUGAACAAUAAUCCAAGCAGCAAUCGCAGUAAUAAUAUGACUACAAAUGCCCCCGUAGCAGCCAACGAACUUACGCCUGGUCGUUGUAAUCUACAAAACUGGCUUGGCCAUACAUUUCGCGUUGUUAUAACUGAUGGACGUGUGCUUGUUGGCUAUUUCAACUGCACGGAUAAAGAUGCUAAUGUGGUACUCUCUAUGUGCGCUGAAUAUUUAGAAGAAGGCAAGGAUGCACGCAUAUUGGGAAAUGUAAUGAUACCGGGAAAGCACAUAGUUUCCAUUGCCGUGGAUAUGCCUAAAGAUGCAGCAUUUUCGCAUAAACCCAAUGCACCCACAGUGACGGAAAUAAUGUAAUAAUGCUAUAGCAAACUGAAAACGGCAUCCAGUCAAUAAACACACACAAGCCCGUAUAGUUUAAGUGACAACUUUUAUUUCGUUUAACAUUAGCAAACAUAAAAUAAAUUUAACUAUGAACUAAGA
Ceratitis capitata (Mediterranean fruit fly) is the source of this 643-nucleotide messenger RNA. It is a transcript of the gene Sbat, whose product is annotated as N-alpha-acetyltransferase 38, NatC auxiliary subunit. Lineage: Eukaryota; Metazoa; Arthropoda; Insecta; Diptera; Tephritidae. The transcript is spliced from 2 exons. The record is from RefSeq and is a predicted model, not a curated record. Gene Ontology annotation, molecular function: RNA binding. Gene Ontology annotation, cellular component: NatC complex. The coding region runs from base 98 to 517 and encodes 139 amino acids.